AUGUUCCCACUAUCAUCCAAAACCCUCGCCAUCCUUGGGCUUCUAGCUCAUACUUCCUUCGUCCAGUGCGAAGACAACAUCAUCGUCCGCGAUAUCGCUAUCCUAGGCGGUGGUGCCUCGGGCACAUUCUCUGCAGUCAGACUUCGCGAUCAAGGCAAAUCCGUCAUUCUGAUUGAGAAAGAAAGUAUCCUGGGUGGCCAUACCAACACUUAUCAAGACCCGGUCACCAAAGUAACCGUAGACUACGGCGUGGAGGUCUUUCACAAUCAGCAGAUUGUCAAGGAUUACUUCAAUCGGUUGAAUAUAUCAUGGGCCAUUACACCUCCGGGCUUUGGUGCAGGGGGGACACCAUUAUACUUGGAUGCCAACACGGCUGAACAGGUCGCUUAUACUAGUGCCGACCCUCGAGCCGGCAUUUUCGCGUAUGCGACGCAUCUAGCUCAAUAUGCACAGCUAGAGUUCGGAUUCUUCCUCCCAAAUCCUGUUCCAGAUGACCUGCUACUCCCAUUUGGAGAUUUCCUUGUUAAAUACCCGGACAUCGACAAUGCGGCUAUGACGAUCUUCGAGUUCGGACAGGGAUUGGGCGAUUUCCUUGCCCAGCCAACGCUGUACGUGUUCAAGAAUUUCGGUCUGGAUAUUAUACAAGAUAUCUCGACCGGAUUCCUGGUCACAACGAGCCAAAAUAACCAGGAGAUAUACGAACACGCCACCGAACUGCUCGGGUCUGAUGUGUUACUGAGUAGCACCGUGAAAUCCACGCACCACCGCGACAAAAACGGAGUCCAGCUAGAGGUGCAAACACCAUCCGGCCGCCGGACUGUGAAAGCAAAGAAACUCUUGAUUGCUAUCCCCCAGAAACUGGAGAAUCUGCGAGCGCUUGACCUCGAUGACCACGAAGCCGAGCUCUUCGGCGAAUUCAUGAACACAGGCUACUACACGUGCCUGUUGAGCAAUACCGGUUUACCAGCGAACUUUAGCUCCCUCUCUGUCGGCGCUGAUACUCCAUACAACGUCCCCACAUUACCGGGUGUUUACACUGUAACCGCGACAGCGAUAGAGGGUAUCUUCGAUAUCAAGUAUGGUAGUCCGCGCGGUCUACCGGAAGGUCAUGUGCGAAGCGAAAUCCUCUCGUACGUGAAGAAAUUGCAGGACAAUGGGUUCGCCGAGAAGGUACCUGGUGGGCCGAAGUUUGUGCGGUUUAACAGCCAUACUCCGUUUGAAUUGACGGUGUCGCCGGAGCGGAUUUCAAAAGGGUUUUAUGAGCAGUUGUACGCUUUGCAGGGUUAUCGGAAUACGUGGUAUACAGGUGCGGCGUUCCAUACGCAGGAUUCGUCGAUGUUGUGGAAUUUCACAGAGUCGUAUGUGCUGCCUGGUUUGUUGGCUUAG
This is a messenger RNA of Penicillium cataractarum, 1386 nucleotides long. RefSeq names its product amine oxidase, flavin-containing superfamily. Bases 1 to 1386 code for a protein of 461 amino acids. The transcript has a single exon. The record is from RefSeq and is a predicted model, not a curated record. Gene Ontology annotation, molecular function: oxidoreductase activity. Lineage: Eukaryota; Fungi; Ascomycota; Eurotiomycetes; Eurotiales; Aspergillaceae.